This is a messenger RNA of Oikopleura dioica, 549 nucleotides long. Lineage: Eukaryota; Metazoa; Chordata; Appendicularia; Copelata; Oikopleuridae. The record is from the annotation of a GenBank genome assembly.
AUGGCGAUGUGGGAUCCAGAAGCCGCUGGAAAUGCAGCAAUCUUCCUUCGUCUGGACGAGAUGACCCUCCUGGACAUCCGUAAUGCUCCGUAUUCGGCCAAAACUGCCUGUUGGGUUCCUGACAAGGAAAUCGGCUACAUAAAGGGCGAGAAACUCGGCGAAAAGGAUGGCAAGAUCGAGGUCAAGCGCGCUGACGACAAGGUCAAACUCUACAAGCCUGAGCAAGUUGAGCAGCAAAAUCCUCCCAAAUACGAACUCCUUGAAGACAUGGCUAACAUGACGAAUCUGUCCGAAGCUACUGUCAUCCAUAAUCUUCAUAGCCGAUACGAACGAUUUCUGAUCUACACUUAUUCAGGUCUCUUCUGUGUUACCGUCAAUCCGUACAAGUGGCUCCCCGUCUAUGAUUCACAUGUUGUAGGAUGCUACGCGAACAAGCGGAAGACUGAAAUGCCGCCGCAUAUUUUCUCGGUUUCCGACAAUGCGUACAACGAUAUGCUUCGAAACCGCGAAAACCAGUCCAUGCUGAUCACUGGUGAGUCCAGAGUUUGA